AUGAAUGAGAAAAGCAACACACAGGCUUGUUCGAGUGCUUUCCCCCCUUCCUCUCCCAUCCCUCUCUCUCCGCGAAGUAGUGGCGGCAGGGGGGUGAGUGGGAGAUGUGGACCUCAUGACCUCGUGCGCCUGGGCAUCUGCAGAGCGCUGGUGGUGCACUCCUAUGGGCUCGAUGAGAUCUCCCCCAUGGGUCAGUCAGUCCACCCCAUGGGUCAGUCAGUCCAUCCCAUGGGUCAGUCCGCCUCACUCGAACCGCCACCCCCUCUCCCUCCUCUGUUCCACUCCCUCGCCUGUCUCUCUCCCCUUUUGUCCCUCUCCCCUUUUGUCCCUCUCCCCUUUUGUCCCUCUCCCCCUUUUGUCCCUCUCCCCCUUUGUCCCUCUCCCUCGCCUGUCCCUCUCUGCCCCUCGUCCCUCUUUCCCCUUUCUCCCUCUUCUCAUCCUGUCCCUUUCCCCCCCCUGUCCCUAUUCCCCCUCCUAUCGCUCUCCCUCCUUGUCUCUCGCUUUCCCCCUAUUCCUUUUUUCCCCUUGUCCCUCAUCCCCCUCUCCCCUCUUGUCCCUCUCCUCCACUGUUCCUCUCCCCCCUUGUUCCACGUCUCACUAUGUCCCUCUCUCCGUGCCUCUCUCACAAGCCCUACAGACGUGCUUGAGCCACUGACCUCCUGCUCUCGUUUCCCUCGCUCUCACAUCCGCCACCUCUCGCUCUUUCCUCUCUCCUCACUCCUCGCGUCCCUCAAUAGAUUACCUCAGACGCUCCUCCCAUUCGAACCCAGGGUGUGCGGGAACAGGGCUGGCAGCGUGUGGGGUGGCUAG
Closterium sp. NIES-65 is the source of this 810-nucleotide messenger RNA. The record is from the annotation of a GenBank genome assembly. Lineage: Eukaryota; Viridiplantae; Streptophyta; Zygnematophyceae; Desmidiales; Closteriaceae.